UCCUCUGAAUUCCCCAGGAUUUCCUCCAGCUCCGUGUUCAUAAGGUACCUGAUGAUUCACUCCCUCACCUCUGCAGCGCAGAGCCUGGGGCCCCUCCCCUCCUCGGAGUGGGGUACUGUUCCCCCAACACGUCCAGCUGCAGAAGGAGGACCUCCCAGAGACAGAAGAUGUGACCGCCUGGAUGGAGAAUCGCGGAGAUCCAGCAGCGCCCGUCCUACAGGAGUUGUGGGAGUGGGUGAGAGCCGGGCAGGAGGAGGUGCUGCGCUCCCCUCACCUGGCCGCGUGCUGCGCCUUCCUGACUCACGUCCUGCUGUGCGCGCCUUUCUUUGCGCUGGACGCGCUGGGGCGCGUUUGUGAGCGCGUGCGCAUGUGGAGGAUAGCCGCAGGUUCGGGUCCGCCGCCGUCCCUCCGCCGGUGGUCUGAGUGCUUCUGCAGGGUGUUGUUCCGGUACCUGACAGCUGUGCUGCCCGCCGCCACCCUGCUCCAGCUGCUGCGGAGCCCCGAGCUCCCGGAGUGGGCCCCCUCCUGCUGGCAGCUCUUUGUGGAGGUUGUGGCAUGUUUCCUGUUGUUUGACAUGCUCUUCUUUCUGUGGCACUACCUCCUGCACAGGAUCCCCUGGUUGUAUCGCAACGUCCACCAGAUGCACCACCAGCACCACGUCCCCUUCGCCCUGGCGGCGCAGGACGCCAGCUCAGCUGAGCUGCUGUCUCUCCUGCUGCUGGCUCUGAGCAGCGCCUGGGCGUUGGACUGCCACCCUCUCAGCGAGACCCUCUUCCACCUGCUCAACAGCUGGCUGGCAGUGGAGGAUCACUGUGGCUACAACCUGCCCUGGGCACUACACAGACUGCUUCCCUUUCUGGGGGGAGCCCCCCACCACCAGGCCCACCACAGUCAGCAAAGUUCCAACUACGCCCCCUACUUCACCCACUGGGACCACCUCUGUGGUACUUACCAUUCAUGAGCGCUGCAGCCGCCUUCGGAGGGAACAAGAGCUCCGCUGAACUUACAGUAAAAUCUGAUGAAGACGAUUAAACAAAAACAAACCCUAGCUGAUGGUUUAAAGUUAGGUUAGAAAUAAAAAGGAGAAGAAUUAUGUGUUUUAUGAAGUGCUGUUUGCUACUCUGGCCCCCGGACUCUGGACCUCUCUCCCACUGAGUCUGAGAUCAGUAGACUCAUUGGUCUCCUUUAAAAAGCAGCUGAAACCUCACCUUUUCAGGCUGGCUUUGGUGUGUUAUUAUUAUUAUUAUUAUUUGGUAGGUUCUUAUUAUUUUUAGUUUUUUUAACUUGUGAAGCACCUCGUGAUUUUUAUCUUCUACAAAAGAUUGUUUCUUCUUCUGUUGAAGGAACACUUUCUUUGUUUUUUGCUGCAGAAAGAUUGAGUCUAAUUUGUUAAUCACAUUAAUAGCAUUCAGUAAUCAUAGAAAGUGGUCAAAUUAAGAUAUUUCAAUUAUUAUCACCACACAGAUUUCACAUAUAUUAAUCUGACGGGUUUAUCCUUCAGGUCAAAACUCAGAGCUCUGGAGCAGAGUCAGCUGCAGCCCGAGAUAUUGUAAAUAUUUAAAGAGGCAGUAGAAUGUAAAGCCACACUUACGUUGUUGAAUAAAGGCUCGGUGGUCUAAUG
Molecule: messenger RNA, 1621 nt
Organism: Nothobranchius furzeri (turquoise killifish)
Lineage: Eukaryota; Metazoa; Chordata; Actinopteri; Cyprinodontiformes; Nothobranchiidae
Gene: ch25hl3
Product: cholesterol 25-hydroxylase like 3
Biological process (GO): sterol biosynthetic process; cholesterol metabolic process
Cellular component (GO): endoplasmic reticulum membrane
Molecular function (GO): steroid hydroxylase activity; C-4 methylsterol oxidase activity; iron ion binding
Source: RefSeq, a predicted model, not a curated record